CAGAUCAAUUAGUUCCCUCCAUAUACUUUGGACAUUAAACUCUUUUUGUUGCACCUUUCGGUUGGAGGCAAAGCACCGUCAAUCAAGCACUACAGUCAUCCAUUGGAAUGUCUUCAAGAACCGACCGAGCAGAUGAACCUGGCGUCAAAGCCGGCGACGAGACAACACCUCUACUUGCUUCCGUCGAGGCCGGUCCCACCCCAGAACUGGUUGAUCCACCGAGCCUAGUUACCAGCACAGAUGGAGCCCAUGCGGAUGACGAGAAUGCACCACUACCACGAACUCAGAUCUUUCUGCUCUGCUACACUCGUGUCAUCGAACCAGUAGCUUUCUUCUCUAUUUUCCCCUACAUCAACUCCAUGAUCGAACAUGUGGGCGGAAUUGAGAAAGAGGAUGUUGGCUUCUACUCCGGACUCAUCGAAUCCCUCUUUUCAUUCACACAGAUGUGUGUCAUGAUCUUCUGGGGAAAAGCAUCGGACCGCUAUGGUCGCAAGCCGGUGCUGGUGUUCAGUUUACUGGGCAUUGCAGUCGCGACGACGCUGUUUGGCAUGAGUCAGAGCAUCACGCAGAUGAUUGUUGCGAGAUGUUUUGCAGGUGUUUUCGCUGGCACGGUGGUCACGCUCAGGACUAUGUUCAGUGAGAAUAGUACGAGGCAUACACAGGCUAGGGCAUUUAGCUAUUUUGCAUUUGCAGGGAACUUGGGUAUCUUCGUUGGACCGCUAUUGGGAGGUGUGUUGGAGAGACCAGCUGAGAAGUACCCCCGUGUCUUUGGGUACCAGUUCUUUCGGGUCUAUCCGUACAUACUGCCUGGACUAGUCAUCUCUGCUGUGACUCUCUCUGCAACCUUAACGACGGUGUUGUUCGUUAAAGAGACCCUCCACAUCCACAAAGAUAAGAAGAAAUCCACCGAAGCCCCAAUGACGAUGUGGCAGCUCAUCAAAGCCCCUGGCGUCGCCGUAGUCAUCCUCAUCUUCGAAUACAUCGCGCUCCUAGCCUUCACAUUUACAGCGGUUAACCCCGUUUUCCUCUACACGCCCAUCUCGCUCGGCGGCCUCGGCUUUCCUCCCGAGCUCAUUGCCGCAGUCAUCGGAUUUUCAGGCCUCUCGCAGGCAGCAUGGCUUCUCUUGGUCUUCCCGGCUCUGCACAAACGCAUUGGCACUGGCCAGAUCCUACGCCUCGCUGUAUGGGCGUGGCCUAUCUUCUUCGCCAUUAACCCUUGGUUCAACUUCCUCCUUCGCCAUGAUCAGAAGAUUGCGUUCUGGACUACCGCUCCUCCUACACUGGCACUCGGAAGUGGUAUAGCCAUGGCGUUCACAGCGGUUCAGCUCGCUGUCAACGACAUUGCACCCAGCCAUGAGACGUUCGGUACGUUGAACGCGAUCACCCUUGCGCUAUCGAGUGGAGUGAGGGCUGUGGCGCCGGCGCUGGCUACGAGUGUGUACGCUAUUGGCGUCAAGUACCACAUUCUCGGAGGUCAGUUGUUCUGGUUGUUCAAUGUGAUACUGGCGCUUGGGUUGAUAGGGUUGUUGAGAUUGCUGCCGGAGAAGGCGGAGGGAAGACCUCAGCAGGCGGCAAGUCAGGCUGCGUAGACUGGAUUGCGACUAGAUAAGAAUAAGUUGGAUAAGCUCUAUCAAUCAAAGUGGCUCAUUGUGCCUGUGCUUUGCUCUCUCUCAGCGUCAUACUGGAGUGGUAUGCUAGAUGUAGAAUGCCAAUGAGCUCAUAAUUUCUGAA
Macroventuria anomochaeta is the source of this 1731-nucleotide messenger RNA. RefSeq names its product MFS general substrate transporter. The transcript has 3 exons. Gene Ontology annotation, molecular function: transmembrane transporter activity. Bases 108 to 1589 code for a protein of 493 amino acids. Lineage: Eukaryota; Fungi; Ascomycota; Dothideomycetes; Pleosporales; Didymellaceae. Gene Ontology annotation, biological process: transmembrane transport. The record is from RefSeq and is a predicted model, not a curated record.